Messenger RNA from Aspergillus niger, 1437 nucleotides. RefSeq lists its product as uncharacterized. The coding region runs from base 1 to 1437 and encodes 478 amino acids. The record is from RefSeq and is a predicted model, not a curated record. Lineage: Eukaryota; Fungi; Ascomycota; Eurotiomycetes; Eurotiales; Aspergillaceae. The transcript has 2 exons.
AUGCCAGACCUGCGCCGUCAAGUAUUGGAGAGUGGCAAAACCAUCUCUCGCAAAGCUGCUUCCCGCGAAGGCUCUCGACGUACUUCGCGCGCCAACUCUACCCAGAAUUCCCGCCAUUCCUCUCAGAAUCAAAGUCGACAUGCCUCAGACGAGGAAGACCUUGACAGUCUAAGCGAUGACACGGCCAUGAGCAUUGGCUCGUUGGACGAUCUAACCGAUAACCCCGAUCUGGACAACCAUGACUGGGUUGAGGAGCUUGGGGACGUCAUCGAAGAUAUUCUGGACCGCAAACGCAGCAGCAAUUUGAGUCGCGAAGAGGCUUACGCUGCGUUUUGCCGACUAGCCAAAUAUCACUAUGUCGAGGAACAAAUUCGCGGUCGCGUUCUGGACUUGGUAGCGGCAUUCAACCGCAGUAUCAAGUUCGAGACCAGUGUGCGCGAAACCACUCUGGCGCUCCGUGCUGUCGAGCUCCUCGCCAUUUCAGCCUACGAUAAUACCAUCUACGAACAUGUCGAGCCCUUGUUGACUCGCACCGUGCGAGAUUCAACCUCUAACACGGUCAAGGCAGCAGCGAUCCACUGUCUGGGCGUCUGCACCAUCCAUGCAGGCGCUAGCGAAGAUGGGAUUCUCGACCAGAUGACGUUUUUCUUGGACAUUGCUGCCUCGGACGGGCAGUCGAUCGGUGCUGGGGACGACGCAGCCAGCGUCGUUGCUGCUCUGCAAGAAUGGGGCGUGCUUGCGACCUAUAUCGACGAUCUUGAAGGCGAAAGCGAGGAUGCCGUGCAGAUCUUCAUGGACCAGCUGAACAGUGGCGAUUCUGCGGUCCAGAUUGCUGCCGGCGAGAACAUUGCGCUCUUGUACGAGAAGAGCUAUACUCCACAGGAGGACGAUGAGGACGACGAGGACGAGGAGGAAGAAUCGGAAGAGGAAACCUUCUUGUCCGGAGGUCGCGGCAACGGCCCCAAGUUGAUCAAGCGCUACAACGCCUACCACAACACGCACGAGCUCGAGCAGCAACUCCAUUCGCUGGCCAAAGUCCACAGCAAACGGAUCAGCAAACGCGAUAAGAAGAGUCUACACAGCAACUUCGCCUCCAUCCUUACGACGGUGGAGAAUCCCCGUCGGGGACCCAUGUACAACACCGCUAUCGACCAGGACACCAACCGCCACUACGGCAGCAAGCUGACGGUCAAGAUUGGCCGACAGGGCGUGAUGAACAUCGAUCGCUGGUGGAAAUGGACGCGGCUGAGCUCGCUUCGACGCACCCUGCAGGGCGGCUUCGCAGCGCACUACUAUCAAGGCAACCGCGCCGUGCUGGAAAGCCUUCCGGUGAUCAUGCGCAUGGACACGCCGUCGGACCGAGGGUAUGCCAAGCGCACGGCCAAACAUCGGGAUAGUCGUCGGUGGGCGGUCCACGAGGCCUCGGACGAAGACUAG